Ictalurus furcatus (blue catfish) is the source of this 2167-nucleotide messenger RNA. RefSeq names its product transforming growth factor, alpha (gene tgfa). The transcript is spliced from 6 exons. Gene Ontology annotation, biological process: positive regulation of cell population proliferation; epidermal growth factor receptor signaling pathway; positive regulation of mitotic nuclear division. Lineage: Eukaryota; Metazoa; Chordata; Actinopteri; Siluriformes; Ictaluridae. Bases 297 to 854 code for a protein of 185 amino acids. The record is from RefSeq and is a predicted model, not a curated record.
CCUGCGUCACGGGGUACAACGCGUAUCCGAAUCUAGUGGUGAAAGCCUGUAGAGUCUAGUAGAGCACGUCUUAAGUUCAUGUUUAAGAAACUCGACGCGUGGCUUGUUCGGAGGACGCUAAACCACCGUUUAAUAUCCAGUGAUAUGGAAUCAGUUUAAAAGCGAUUUUUUUCCUGACAUUACUUCUGACAAGCAAACAUUUGGGCCUUCACUGGUGGACAAACGCACUUACAUUCCAAAUUUACUUUAACGUUAGACGCCAAGCAUCCAAGGGCACACGUUUAAGCUUUAUAACGAUGUAUCGAGCUUUUUGGGAUACGAUAUUUCUCCUUAGUGGCUAUUUAUUUACAUACAGUCAAGUGCAGCAAAAUGCUACGUCAGCAGCAACAACCAUGGCGAUGACUCCCACCACAACCGCCACUAUAACUGCCACCAACACCACAGCAGUAUCAAGUACUACUGUUAGAAGAAAGUUCAUAGCAGCAGCAGUCCACUCUCACUUUGCUGACUGUCCUGACUCCCACAGCCAUUUCUGCAUCCAUGGAACAUGCCGCUUUCUCAUCCUGGAGGAGACGCAAGCGUGUGUGUGCCACCCAGGCUUCAUAGGUGUGCGUUGUGAGUAUGCAGACCUGCUGGCAGUGGUAGCAACCAACCAAAGGCAGCAUACAUUGGCCACUAUAUUGAUGCUGGGCAUAUUGGGCAGUGUCCUGCUUGUACUGCUUUGCACCAUAAUAAAUUGUUGGUGGAGGCGGGGCAGAUGGAGGCAAGGACCUCUGCUUUCCCGUUUGUCAAAAAAACCAAAUGGCAUCGUAAAAAGUGGGACGUCCUGCUGUCACACAGAGACAGUGGUUUGAAAUGGGUCCACUGUAGUGCUCUCGGUAUACCCAUGUUCUCAAUUUUGCCACCUGAAGCCCCAUGGAUUAUCACUGGAUUAACCUACUAAUUCAUGUCAGCAAGCUGAGAACCAAACCAGAUGUGGAAUUCAGAACUUAUAUACUUGAUGGAAGUAAACUUAUCCAUUCAGUUUUUAUUAUUUUUUUGUGGAAUAUAAAACUAAAACAAUGGAAGACAGUUUAUUUCCCAUUUACGGUAAUUUCCCAACACAGAUAUUGAUCUCCUGGAUGCUGGACUUUCAUACUAUCGUGUUGGAACAGAUUACAGGAGUGAAGAUACACUCCCAGACUUAAGAUCUUGUGAGGAAAAGCCCUACAGUGAACGAGCAACUGACAAGUGCUUAGGCCUGCUCAGCUGGAUGUGAAAAGUAAGAAUGAGAUUCAGAACUUUGAUGUAAAUUUUCAUGAAUUAAUGUGCUUAGGGUGCUUGGAUGUUCUUGAGACGCUGAGAACUAUGUUCAUUUUGACAACAGAAGUGGACACCAUGAUAAGAGGAAUAGUUUCAUUUUUCAAAUCAUGAAAACUUGGAAAAUGAACAGAAUGUUUAUGGUGUGUGACACCAAAAGAUCUAGUACUUGUCAAAAGUUUGGAUACACCUACUUUUUUUUUUUUGUUUAAUUUUCCACAUCAGGUCUAAAAUACCAACAAAACAAAACAAAAAAAUUAAAACUAUGAAAUAACACUGAAUUAUACAGGGAACAAAAAGUGAUAAACAAACAAAAUAAGUUAACAAAUCAACAUAUUAUUACAAUAAUUAUUAACAAGCUUCAUGAGAUAUCUGUGAAGAGGCUUACUUUCCAAGAGUUCCCAGUUAUUCUGGCCAGUUAUUGGCUGUAGUUUCAAAGUUUUAAAUGAAAACUAUUUAUUUUUGCAUUUGAAACAAAUUUCAUGUCUUUAGAUAUCUUUUAAGAUUAUCAAGAACAGUUACACGUGUCCAAACUUUUGGUGUGUGGUGUAUAUGAGCUAUAGUUUUAAAUGUUUGUUAUUCAGGAGUGUCACCACACAACUAAUUGUUCUAAGAAUGGAAAAAUAAUCUUGGAUAGCUAAGCUCUUAAAUGAUGAUAAUCUUGGAUGAUAAUAGUAGAUGAAAAUGUGUACACAAGAUUUUCAGAGUAUAUUUCAAGUAUAUUAAUGUAUUCAAUAACCAUGAUAUAUUUAAGAAUUAACAGUCAAUGGCAGGCUUCUGAGGAAAACACUUGACUUGGAAUCCAGAGGGUAUUUUAUGCUUAUGUUCAUUAGUAUUAUUGCACUUGAGAUGUUCUUGUUCACAGAUU